This is a messenger RNA of Argentina anserina (silverweed cinquefoil), 684 nucleotides long. RefSeq names its product agamous-like MADS-box protein AGL61. Gene Ontology annotation, biological process: positive regulation of transcription by RNA polymerase II. The transcript has a single exon. The record is from RefSeq and is a predicted model, not a curated record. Bases 1 to 684 code for a protein of 227 amino acids. Gene Ontology annotation, molecular function: RNA polymerase II cis-regulatory region sequence-specific DNA binding; DNA-binding transcription factor activity, RNA polymerase II-specific; protein dimerization activity. NCBI's taxonomy places the organism in Eukaryota, Viridiplantae, Streptophyta, Magnoliopsida, Rosales, Rosaceae.
AUGAUGAAGAAGAGCAAGAAGCAUAGCCUGGGUCGCCAAAAAAUUGCAAUUGCCAAAAUACCAAAGAGAAGUAACUUACAAGUCACAUUCUCAAAACGUUGUUCAGGACUUUUCAAAAAGGCUAGUGAGCUCUGCACACUCUGUGGAGUUGAGAUUGUGAUCAUAAUUUUCUCACCGGCUAACAAGCCAUUCUCUUUUGGCCAACCUAGUGUUGAGAGCAUUAUCGACCGCUUUCUUAAUCCAUACCCAUCAUCAUUCUCUAGUUCUACACAACAAGCUCAAUACUGUCGGGAGUUUAGUGUUGAACAUAAGCUAAAUAUGCAGUUAACGCAGACUCAAGGUCACUUGGAGGCUGAGAAACAGCGAGGAGAAGUGAUUGACAAGAUGAGGGAGGACAGUGAGAGAUCAAGCCAGUGUUGGUGGGAAAAAUCCAUUGAGGAACUUGGAUUGGAUGAGCUCCACAUAUUGAAGGCUGCACUGGAGGAGCUGAAGAAGAAUGUGACUGAAGAAGUGCAUCAAAUGAAUGACCCUUGCAAUUCUUCAGUACCAUUCUUAAUGAUGAAUGGUAUUCAAACAGAUCAUCAUCUUUCUGAUAGAAAUUUUUUUGAACCUAAUGGAUCAGAUGGUAUAAUGAUCCCUCCUAGUGCGGCCUAUAGCUUUGGUCAUGGACAUGGUUUUUUCUAA